Benincasa hispida (wax gourd) is the source of this 1433-nucleotide messenger RNA. RefSeq names its product NAC domain-containing protein 12-like. Gene Ontology annotation, biological process: regulation of DNA-templated transcription. Gene Ontology annotation, molecular function: DNA binding. NCBI's taxonomy places the organism in Eukaryota, Viridiplantae, Streptophyta, Magnoliopsida, Cucurbitales, Cucurbitaceae. The record is from RefSeq and is a predicted model, not a curated record.
AAACCCCACUCUCUUUCUCUCUCUCUCUCUCUCUCUUUCUCUUCUUACUAAAAACUUCAAACUAAACUUUCCUUCUUCAACAUCUCUCUCUCUCUCCUUCUCGAGAGCUUUGUUCGUUGUUUGUAUCUGUUUUCAUGGCGGAACAAGAUAUGACUCUAUCCGUCAAUGGCCACUCGCAAGUUCCUCCAGGCUUCCGUUUCCAUCCCACUGAAGAAGAGCUUCUACAUUAUUACCUUAGGAAGAAAGUUGCCUUCCAAAAGAUUGAUCUUGAUGUCAUUCGUGAUGUUGAUCUCAACAAGCUUGAACCUUGGGAUAUUCAAGAGAAAUGCAAGAUUGGAUCCACCCCACAAAAUGAUUGGUACUUCUUUAGCCAUAAAGACAAGAAGUAUCCGACUGGAACUCGCACGAAUCGUGCUACGGCUGCUGGAUUUUGGAAGGCCACCGGUCGAGAUAAGAUCAUUUAUACUGGAUCCAAAAGAAUUGGGUUGAGAAAAACUCUAGUAUUUUACAAAGGAAGAGCCCCUCAUGGCCAAAAAUCUGAUUGGAUCAUGCAUGAAUAUCGCCUCGACGACAGUGAUCGCGAUAUCAAUAUUUGUAACUCGAUCGGUGAGUCACAACUAGCAGAAGAUGGAUGGGUCGUGUGUCGCGUUUUCAAAAAGAAGAACUACCAAAAGAGCAUAGAUAGCCCAAAGACCUCCCCAACCUCCAUGGAUUCCGAGGUUCACUUACUAAACUCAAACAAUGAUGGUGUUUUGGAUCAAAUACUUCAAUACAUGGGAAGAACAUGCAAGCUAGAAAUGGAGUCAUUUUCCAAUAUAGACAACAACAACAACUCAUCUUCAAGAUUAAUCCUCAACCCAAACAACAAUAACAACACAGAAGAUCAACAACAACCAAUUGACAAAUCAUUCAUGCAUCUUCCAAGGCUAGACAGCCCCACAACAAUCCCUUCAAUAAUCUCCCUCCACCAACUCGAAACAACGUCGUUCGAUCACAUCAUCUUCAACCACGAGAUGCUUUCAGUUUCAGAGACAACAACAGAGCCAUCGCCUCGACCCAUCGUCAAGCUCGACAAUUGGGUCGCCUUUGAUCGACUUGUCGCUUCCCAACUGAACGGCCACGAUGAAAGAGCCAUGGAAGACGAUGAAGAUGAACAACAACAUCAUCAACAACAACACCAUCAUCAUAUGCAAGUUUCAAGCCGAGGAUUGGGAUAUGGUCAUGAGAAUGAUAUUUGGGGCUUCACUAAGUCAUCGUCUUCCUCAUCAUUAGACCCACUAUCCCAUUUGUCGGUUUAGUAGAAGCACACUCCAAUACCAACCUCAAAUUAUAUAUCAUACUUCAACAACAUCAUCAUCUUCUUCUUGUACUAUCACCUUCCUUAUAUAUAUAUAUACUUCUUUUAAUUAAACUUAGUAUAUAUCAAAAUAUCU